AUGCAAAUGGGAGCUCAACACAAGCUCGACCUCACCUCUGACACCACCCAUCUCAUCGUUGGUAGCACUGAUACUCUGAAAUACCAAUAUGUCGCCAGGGAGAGAGAGGAUAUCAUGGUAUUAUGCCCAGAAUGGGUUGAAGCUGUCCGGGAAUAUUGGAUGAAUGAUCUACCUUUGGACCUUGAUGCUCUCACUCGUCAAUAUCGUAUGCCUACUCUGGCCGGGUCGAAAAUAUGCAUUACCGGUUUCGAGGACAUAUCCUUCCGCGCGCAGUUGCAAAGAAAUGUUGUCGAGAAUGGUGGAGAAUACACUGGGGACUUGACCAAGGAUGUGACCCAUCUUAUUGCUGCGAAGCCUGAGGGGAAGAAGUAUGAAUACGGGAUGCAGUGGCAGAAAAAGGUGGUGAGUCUGAAGUGGUACAAAGAUAGUCUCGAACGAGGCAUGCAACUAGACGAAAGACUGUAUCAUCCCACCAUCCCUGUUGGCGAGCAAGGAUUUGGGGCCUGGAAUCGACGAGCUCAACACUCACCACAUCUGGGCAAAAGAGCCCGUGGGGAUACUGUCGCUCCCGAACCAUCUCGAAAACUUCGACGAACUGCAAGUGCGAAGCUUGGAGGCCAGAACCAAGACCUGUGGACCGACAUCGUAGCAGGUGCCGGAUUCGAGGCGAAACCGGCAGAGCGUCCGCAGCUGAAGCCAUCUGUUUCUAUGCCCACAAUUAAACGAGGCGCCAACCUUGUGAAAGCUUCUAGCACCGAGGAUCCUAGAUCGCUCAACGACAGUGUUCCCUCUGAGGCAUCCCAUGUCAUCCCUGGUUUCCUUUCGGGUCGAAGUUUCAUAGUGAAAGCCUUUGACGGUAAGAAGGAGGGACUUCUCCGCAAGAUUUUAGUCGAGAACGGAGCGUUGAUUGCGGACGAAGAAAACGAUCAGAACGCGACUCUCGCAGCCAACACUUUUUUGUUACUGCCACAUGAUUUAGGCAAGAACAGGUCGAUAGCUCCGGAACUUUCGCAGAAUAACCACCAAGCCGUGUCUGAACUCUGGUUAGAGCGAUGUAUGCUCCAGAAGUCAUUCAUACCACCGCACACCUACCCAUUGGGAUUGUUGGUCAAAGGUCCAUGCUUGAACGGGUUCUCCGAACUCACGGUCAAUGCUACUGGAUUUAAUGCCCUUGAGACACUUCACAUUUCCAAGAUGAUCGCCAUGCUCGGUGGCAGAUAUCUUGAGGUUUUCACCUCUGCUGUUGCUGUGCUCGUCUGCAAGAAUGGUAAAAUCAAUGAGGCAAAGCUCGACCUGGCGCAUCACAGUGGUAUACCUUGCGUAUCAGAAGAGUGGCUUUGGUCCACGAUCAAGAAUGGCAGCAAAGCACAACUUGAAAGAUAUCUCAUCCAGCAGGAUUCAGCGAAUGCUACCAGUCCUAAUCGCAAGCGGCGUGCACCCAAAGAAUAUGUCGAAGUGAGCACAAUACCCAUAAGACCUGAGUCUCGCGAUCAGCGAAGUCGUGAGCUGAGCAGAGCUAGCCGAAACGGGACGAAAAGUAUAAGAAACGGGCCAACACCAGCGGUUGAGGUGCAUGAGGAGGUAAUGGAUGAUGUGCCACAACAAGCUCAUGAACAGUCAUUUGAUCCUAGUCGAGCUGGUGAUUCGCCAGAGGAUAGUGGCACUGAAGCCGGCUCAUGUGUCCAAGAGGCUCUCCCACUACAGGAAUUGUCUAACUCGUCAGGAAGAAUCGGCGGAGCAUUGCAGGCCAAAAAAGCAUCGAUUUUAUCACUUGAUGGAAACUGCAGCAUGCAAGAGUCCAAAUGUGAAGAGACCACAGACGGCGCUGCACUAGGCGGUGCCGAGGACGUUUCCAAGGUGACGAACAUCCACGCUAUCAAUGGUGCUAUCAGAGAAAUUCUUGAGCAUCAGACGAAGAAGAAUCCUAAAAUGGGGUCCAUUAAGAGUUCGAAUGGCGAGCCCAACCAAAAAGGCAGACUGAUCGGGCGUGCUCUCAGCAACUUGUCCAACUCAUCGGUAACGUCCAAUAUAAGGAAUUCUAGAGCGAGCUCGGUGGAUAGCAUCAACACUGAGGGGGUUGGCAGCGACCUGGUCAACACACAUACGGCCCACUCGACUGGCGAGACAACAUCAGAACGAGGAAAUUUCAGCUUUACCGGACGAGCAAAGUGUACAUUGACUGGGUCCAAAGUCCAGUGCAUGGGAAUAGAUGAUUUUGACCUACUUCGAGGCGAUCACCAUGGAGACGAGGCACCGCCGAUGACUCAGCUGGGCUACGAAGACCCGGAAGAAGCGAUUUUGUUGCGACAGAAAUUGGCGGAGUCCAGGCGAAAGAGAUCAAAGGCCGGAAACGAUGAGGACGAGCCCAACCCAGUGGCAGCACGACCAAAAAUGGAACGCAAACUUCGGGACGAUGUUCUUAUUACGAGCGCUGGCUGGGGUGCGGGAAGGCGCACCAGACAAAAACAGAGAAGUCCUCAGGGUUGA
Messenger RNA from Capronia epimyces CBS 606.96, 2487 nucleotides. RefSeq lists its product as uncharacterized. The record is from RefSeq and is a predicted model, not a curated record. Bases 1 to 2487 code for a protein of 828 amino acids. The transcript is spliced from 2 exons. Gene Ontology annotation, biological process: mitotic G2 DNA damage checkpoint signaling; mitotic DNA replication checkpoint signaling; DNA replication initiation. NCBI's taxonomy places the organism in Eukaryota, Fungi, Ascomycota, Eurotiomycetes, Chaetothyriales, Herpotrichiellaceae.